AUGGGAGUCCGGAUAUUAAGCCAGAGGCUACAUACUAAAAAGGCUCUUAUCAUUCUUGAUGACGUGGGUCAUGUAAAACAUCUGAAUGCUCUCUGUGGUCACAUGACAUGGUUUGGUUUGGGGAGUAAAAUCAUAAUCACAUCAAGGGAUGAACGUUUGCUGAUUGAACAUGAAGUGGAAGAAAGAUAUCAAGUUAAGGAAUUGACUGAUGAUGAAGCUCUUGGGCUAUUUAUUCAGAAAUCCUUUAAGGGAAACCAGGUUGGAAAGGAUUUUCUCGAGCUAUCUAAGAACUUUGUAGUAUAUGCUAAUGGCUUUCCAUUAGCUAUUGAAGUUCUAGGUUCGUCCCCUUUCCGCAGAAGCAAUGAAGAAUGGUCAAGUGCAUUGGAUGGACUAAAGGAAAACCCUGAAAGAAAAAUUAUCGAUGUGCUUAAAGUAAGUUAUGAUGGAUUACAGCAAAUAGAAAAGAAAGUAUUUUUGGACAUUGCAUGUUUCUUUAAAGGGGAGGACAAGCAUCGUAUAACAAGAAUACUGGAAAGUAGCUAUGGCUACCAUCCAGUCAUUGAUAUAAAAGUUCUCAUGGAAAAAUGUCUUCUAACUCCGGUUGGAAGAAAAUUAUCGAUGCACGAUAUGAUACAAGAAAUGGGUUGGGAAAUUGUUUGUCGGGAGAGACCUGAAGAGGUGGGUAGCCGUAGCAGGUUGUGGCUUUCCAAAGAAAUUACUCAUGUUCUUGAAAGUAAUAUGGAAACUGCUGCUGUCCAAAGUAUAUUGUUGAAUUUGCCAAAAGAAGAGGAGGUUAACUUGAAUGUUAACCAUCCCCUUCUAAAGAUGGACAGGCUGAGAUUGCUCAAAAUUCGGAAUGGGAACUUUUCUGGAAACAUCAAGUAUCUUUCUAAUGAGUUAGCACUUUUGGACUGGGAUUCAUGUCCUUUAAAUACUUUGCCGUCAAACUAUGAAUCAGAUGAAUUUGUUGAACUAAGGGUGCAUCCGAGCCGUAUCAAUAAUAUGAGAUUGUUGCUUAUACUGAAGAUGGUUAUCUAUUUCUUUGCAGAUCACCCAUCUAUGAUGCUAGUUUCGAAGCCCCUUAAAGGGAACAAUCACUCGACCUGGUCCCGUGCAAUGAGGAUCUCCCUGAGUGCCAAAAACAAACUCAGCUUCGUUGAUGAAAUUUCUGAUAGUAUCCUUUACAUGACUGAUGCUCAUGCAAUUUUGCGAGAGCGUUGUUCACAAAGCCAUGCCCCUCGGAUUUUCCAGUUACAACGGGACAUCGCUUCUCUUACCCAAGACCAACUUUCUAUUGCUGCGUACUACACGAAAUUGAAGAAAUUGUGGGAUGAACUGGCGUCUUACAGUGACUCCACUUCCUGCACUUGUUGA
Messenger RNA from Malus domestica (apple), 1374 nucleotides. RefSeq names its product disease resistance protein Roq1-like. NCBI's taxonomy places the organism in Eukaryota, Viridiplantae, Streptophyta, Magnoliopsida, Rosales, Rosaceae. The record is from RefSeq and is a predicted model, not a curated record. Gene Ontology annotation, molecular function: ADP binding. Gene Ontology annotation, biological process: defense response.